Messenger RNA from Mycotypha africana, 384 nucleotides. RefSeq lists its product as uncharacterized. Bases 1 to 384 code for a protein of 127 amino acids. The record is from RefSeq and is a predicted model, not a curated record. Lineage: Eukaryota; Fungi; Mucoromycota; Mucoromycetes; Mucorales; Mycotyphaceae. The transcript is spliced from 3 exons.
AUGAAUAACACUUCUUUGAAUAAAAAGACCGAUCAAGGACAGAUAACAAUUUUACGUAUUAAGCGUAAAAGAACAGAAGAGCCUUUGGAUGCUUUACUCGUGCACCAAGAAAACGAAAAACGUGUAAAAAAGAAUGUAGAAAAAGGCAAUAAGUCCAGUGAAUUGAAAAUUUCCGGUGCAGCUUUCCCCACACUAUUUAGACUUGCUGAGACAGUAGAAGAAAAGAGUUUUGCUAAUAUAGACGAAGCCAAGAAGUUGAAGGACCGUAUCAUGUCUAGACGUAUGCAACCUGGAACAAGUCGACCACAGACGCCCAUUUCACUUGAAGAUAGAAAAGACCGUUUGGUGCAGAAACAAAAGGUUGAACCAUAUAAACAGGGUUAA